AUGCCUUGCCCUAUUCCACAGCCCAAGGGAUAUCCCGUUAUCGGGAACCUCUUUGAUAUGGACACGGGAAAUGUCUGGGCUUCACUGAACAAGCUAGCAGCAGAACACGGCGACGCCGGUAUCUUCAAAGUCAAGAUUCUCAGCAAGCAACUCGUCUUCAUUACGAAUGCCGCUCUUCUCGAGGAGAUAUGUGACGAGAAACGUUUCCGAAAAUGCGUCACUGGUCCAAUAGUCGAGAUCCGUCACCUCGCCCAUGACAGUCUCUUCACUGCAUUCCACAACGAGGAAAGUUGGGGUAUUGCCCAUCGCAUCAUGGCACCCUUCGUUUCACCGGAAGCUAUCAGAGAAAUGCACAGAGACAUACAGCUCACAACAAACGACCUGAUCAAGAAAUGGACUUCGACAACCGGUAAAGAGCACGUAGAUGUUUCCAACGACCUAGACCGUCUCAACCACGCCGCCAACAUGCAAUGCUUUUUCAGCCAGCACAUAGACUGCGUCCUCGGCGAAGAACCCGCCGUCCUCAAAGCAAUGACAGCCACAACCUUCGAAGCCGUCCGUCGCCCAACAAGACCCAAACUCCUCACCCGACUCUUCUACCAAAGUACAUUCGACAAAGACAUCCAAACCAUCCGCUCCUACUGCGCCCAGAUAAUCGCCCACCGACGCAAAAACCCCAUCGAUAAACGAGAUCUCCUCCACGCCUUACUAUACUCACAAGACCCCCAAACCGGUGAAUCCCUACCAGACAACCGCGUAAUCGACGAAAUAAUCAACAUCUUCAUCGGCAGCGCAACGACCCCAAACCUCCUCGUCUUCACCAUCUACUACCUAACCAAGAACCCCUCAGCCCUAACACGCGCCCGACACGAAAUCGACACCCUCCUCGGCACAAAUACUACCCUGGAACACUCCCAUCUCGCGCACUUACCCUACUGCACUGCGAUCCUCCGCGAAUCCCUCCGUCUCUGCGCAACGGCACCGGGCUUCAACAUCGAGCCUUUACCCGGCAACGGACCCGUACUUCUCGGCGGCGAGUACGAGAUCCCCGCUGAUCAGCCGCUGAUCGCGAUCCUGGCGGCUGUGAAUAGGGAUCCGGCGGUUUUUGAGGAGCCGGAGGCGUUCAAGCCGGAGCGCAUGCUUGGUGAGGCUUAUGAGAGGCUUCCUGGUGGUGUGAAGAAGGGGUUUGGGAACGGGAAGAGGGCUUGUUUUGGGGAGAGGUAUGCGUGGACAUGGGCUCUGUAUGUGCUUGUUAGGGUUAUUAGGGAGGUUGAGUUUGAGUUGGUGGAUGGGGGUUAUAGUUUUGAUAUGGAGGGGAGGAAUUUUAAUGGGGCUUUUAGUGUUAGGCCUUAUGGGAUGGUUAUUACUACGAUGAAGAGGGGGAGAAAGCUAGGACGGGAGUGA
Penicillium bovifimosum is the source of this 1404-nucleotide messenger RNA. RefSeq lists its product as uncharacterized. The transcript has a single exon. Gene Ontology annotation, molecular function: monooxygenase activity; heme binding; oxidoreductase activity, acting on paired donors, with incorporation or reduction of molecular oxygen. Lineage: Eukaryota; Fungi; Ascomycota; Eurotiomycetes; Eurotiales; Aspergillaceae. The coding region runs from base 1 to 1404 and encodes 467 amino acids. The record is from RefSeq and is a predicted model, not a curated record.